AUGGAAUCACAAUCGCAGGAUGUUCAAUCCGCUCUGAUGAGAUUGCAACAGUUGAAAAGUCAAUACGGAAACAAUGUCAAUCAAUUGCCCGAAUUUGUGAAUCUGGUGAACUUCGUCAACUUCAAGAUGAAAAGCUCGAAUUUGCCCGCAAAUAAUGAGAUGAACGUUCCUGCCAAACAAGAAGAGCACAUCUUCAAUCCACUGCAGCUGAAAGUGUUCAAGAACCAGCUUUUGGCCUUCAAAUCGCUGGUGAAAAACCAGCCCAUUCCCCAAGAAGUUGGCGCGUUUUUGUUCUCAAAUGACCAGCAGACUAAUUCCGGUGUUUCUCGUGUUAAUAAUAAUGUUGUCCAACAAGGUGGCCCUCAACAGCAGAUACAGCAAUCGCUACCGGCCCAGGUGAGCAGUAUUGCAAAUGGAGCAAGUCGUUCUCCUAGUAUGAACACUGGACUUCAGCAACAGCAGCAACAGCAGCAACAACAGCAGCAACAGCCACAACAGAUUCAGCAGUCUCUUCAACAACCAUUGCAACAACAGCCCCAAGUUAUACACCCACCCGUGGCAAGACCCAAGACAUACCCAAAGGCAGUCCUAGGUUCCACCAGCGGGGUCCCAGUGACUGAUCCUUUCGUGCUUGUGAACAACUUUACAAUCCCUACACAGUAUAAUCAGCCGUUUGAGGCGAUAUCCAACCCCAUGACCAAGAGGAUAAUCCCCAGUUUAUACCCCAAACCCAUAGACAUAAAGGAGGCUAGAGAAGUGAGGGAUCUGGUCCAGCAGCUGGCUAUAGAUCAAGCUGUGGAGGAGUUGGAGUCUCUGAAAGACGUUAAUGAUGAUUAUUUGCUGGAUUUGAAGGCCUUGAAGCUGUUGCCUAUUCAAGUAUCCACGAGGGGAUAUUUAUUGAGUGUGAUAAACCACCAGAGAUCUCUGCUGACCAACUACUUCCCCAAUUUCCCGUCUAAUCUGCGAAUGAUCAACGAUAUGGAUUUGAGCAUUCUGGCAAACUUAAAGUUGGAGCAGCAAAACUUCAAAAUCAAGUUUGAAAAGGGCGAGAUUGUCAAAAGACAGAACAACUUAAUAAUGGCUUCGCAGGACUGGCUGAGCGGUAGAACCGCAAAAACAGACAGAAUAGCUAAGUUCGGUAAGCAAGUUCACCAAUUUCAUGUCUCUGUGGAGAAGGAAGAGUUGAAGAAGCUAGAGAAGAAUGCCAAAAAGAGAUUGCAGGCCUUGAAGGAGAACGAUGAAGAGGCUUAUUUCAAGCUUUUAGAUCAAACAAAGGAUACCAGAAUCACCCAUUUGUUGAAACAAACAAACGUGUUCCUGAAAACCCUUUCUCAGUCUGUGAAGGAUCAGCAGAGAGAGAUUGCCGAUAAGCCAGAAGAUGAACUGACUGAGGAAAUGGAUGAUAGUGUUGAUUAUUAUUCCGUUGCUCAUAAGGUGGUCGAAAAGAUCACCGCCCAGCCAACAAUUCUUGUGGGAGGAUCUCUUAAGGAGUAUCAACUCAAGGGCCUAGAGUGGAUGGUUUCCCUGUACAACAAUCAUUUGAACGGUAUUCUUGCCGAUGAGAUGGGUCUUGGUAAGACAAUUCAAACAAUCUCUCUGGUAACAUAUCUUAUAGAGUCAAAACACGUGGAGAGACCGUUUUUGAUCAUUGUUCCCCUCUCGACCUUGCCAAACUGGAACCUUGAAUUCGAUAAAUGGGCUCCUUCUGUCAAAAAGAUCUCGUACAAGGGUGUUCCAGUAUUUAGAAAACAGAUGGCAGGCGAUAUCAGAGCGGGCAACUUUCAAGUGUUGCUCACAACAUUCGAGUACAUCAUUAAAGACAAGAGUCUUCUCUCCAAGAUUAGAUGGUGCUACACUAUUAUAGAUGAGGGUCAUAGGAUGAAGAAUGCGCAAUCCAAACUUUCCCAGACGUUGACUGUUCAUUAUCACUCCGAUUAUCGUUUGAUUCUGACUGGUACUCCUUUGCAGAACAACCUUCCAGAACUAUGGGCAUUGCUGAACUUUGCUCUGCCUAAGAUCUUCAACUCUGUCAAGUCUUUCGAUGAAUGGUUCAACACCCCCUUUGCUAAUACCGGUUCUCAGGACAAGAUAGGACUAUCUGAAGAAGAAACGCUACUGGUGAUCAAGAGACUACACAAGGUGCUGAGACCGUUCUUGUUGAGAAGAUUGAAGAAAGAUGUUGAGAAGAAUUUGCCAAACAAGGUGGAGAAGAUCAUCAAGUGUAAGAAGAGUUCGCUGCAAAUGAAACUGUACAGCCAAAUGUUGAAAUACAACCAGCUGUUUAUCGGUGAUCUGAAACCAACCGGUGUCAAAGGUCUGAACAACAAGCUCAUGCAAUUGAGAAAGAUUUGCAACCAUCCGUUCGUGUUUGUGGAGAUUGAAGAUCUUAUAAACCCCAACCAUGAAACCAACGAUGAUAUUUGGAGAGUCAGCGGAAAGUUCGAACUUUUGGACAGAAUCUUGCCGAAGUUUAGAGCUACGGGUCAUAGAGUGCUGAUUUUCUUCCAGAUGACCCAGAUCAUGGACAUCAUGGAGGACUUCUUGCGUUACAGACAAAUGAAGUACAUGAGACUGGAUGGUGACACCAAGGCUGAUGAUCGUACAAGUUUGCUGAAGGACUUCAAUGCCCAGGAUUCCGAUAUCUUCAUCUUCUUGCUGUCCACACGUGCCGGUGGUCUGGGUCUGAAUUUGCAGACUGCUGAUACUGUCAUUAUCUUCGAUACAGAUUGGAACCCCCACCAGGAUUUGCAGGCCCAAGACCGUGCCCAUCGUAUUGGACAGAAGAACGAGGUUAGAAUUUUGAGACUGAUCACAGAAGAUUCCAUUGAGGAGUACAUCUUGGAGAGGGCUCACCAAAAGCUGGAUAUUGAUGGAAAAGUCAUCCAGGCUGGUAAGUUCGACCAGAAGUCCACUGCUGAAGAGCAGGAGGCUUUGCUGAGAUCGUUGUUAGAGAAUGAAGAAAGCAAAGUGGAAGAAGAAGAGGAUGACAUGAACGAUGAUGAGUUGAACGAAGUUCUGGCCAGAAAUGAUCAAGAGUUGAUCAGUUUCAAGGAGAUGGAUAAUGAGAGAAUCAGAAACCAGUACGCGAACAAACCAAGACUGUACACUGAUGCUGAAUUGCCCGAAAUAUACAACAUCGAGCCCGAAAUUGAAACAAACGAGGAAGAAAUCACCUAUGGUGGUAGAGGCGCACGCGAACGCAAGGUCACACACUACGAUGAAAACGUUUCUGAAGAGCAAUGGUUGCGGGAGAUUGACGGUUAUGUCUCCUCCGACAACGAAUCCAAGCCCAAACGUAAGCGUGGACGCAAACCCAAGGAACAGUCACAAUCCACGAAUGGCGAAAAACAGGCAAUGGGUGAUUUCGUCGUGGAUGAUGAGGAUGAGGGUGUCAAGAGACCUAAGGUGAGCAGAUCUCCCUCUGUCAGAGGAAGAGGCAGAGGAGGAUUCCGUGGCCGUGGAAGAGGCAGAGGACGCGCGGGUCGUCCAUCUCCUUUAACCCGUUUGCAUUUGGUCGAGACCGACAUCUCGGAAGAGGACAGAUUGCGUUUGCAGACAAUCACUCAACAGAUAUACGACUAUUUGGUCAACUACAGCAAUGCCGAGGGACGUGUUUUGAGUCCAAUUUUCAUGGUCAAACCCAAUAAGAGACUCUAUCCUGAUUACUAUGUGCUCAUCCAGUUUCCUAUUGCAUUUGACAUGAUUCAAAAACGGAUCAGCUCAUAUGAGUACACCAGCAUUGCUCAGUUCAUGGAAGAUGUUCAUCUUAUGUUUGUGAAUGCCCGGACUUAUAACCAAGAAGGGUCGACGGUUUACAUGGACGCCAUAGAAAUGGAGGAGAUUUCCAUCGCAAAGCAUAGGGAACUCACUAGCGAAGACGUUGAUUUCAGCGAGUUUGACAAGCUCUACGAUCUGAAAGCGUUGAUUCCAUCUUCUUCGUCAAAGCACUCUAAUGUGGAUUCCCAAGCUGAAUCUCAAGCUGAUGCAGUCAAAGCCAAUGAGUCCGAGUCUCCUGAGCCCAACGGGCAAUUUAGACGAGCUGAGUCUUCCAAUGAACCGGAUAAUCAAUUCGAAGUUACCGACUAUCAAUCAGAUCAACAGGAGAGCUCGGAAGUGCCAGAUGAGUCCCAAGUAAUCGCAGUUGACGAGCAAAUAUCUGUGCAGGAGGAAUCUGCCUCUAUUUCUAAGGAACCAACACCUAUAGACGCGUUUGGUGAUACUGCUUGA
Kuraishia capsulata CBS 1993 is the source of this 4227-nucleotide messenger RNA. RefSeq lists its product as uncharacterized. Gene Ontology annotation, biological process: positive regulation of transcription by RNA polymerase II. Gene Ontology annotation, cellular component: nucleus. Gene Ontology annotation, molecular function: DNA binding; histone binding; ATP-dependent chromatin remodeler activity. The record is from RefSeq and is a predicted model, not a curated record. Bases 1 to 4227 code for a protein of 1408 amino acids. The transcript is spliced from 2 exons. Lineage: Eukaryota; Fungi; Ascomycota; Pichiomycetes; Pichiales; Pichiaceae.